AAAAUCACAUGUCUUAAUCAUACUACUACUGAAAAAAUCAAGAAAACCAACUCCUUUGUCUCAGGUAAGAACUUUUCUUCAGAUCUCUUUGGUUUCUUUGUUUUUCUAACAGUCUUAGGUGAUUGUUGUAGUUGGUGGGUUUUGUUUAAAGAGACCCAAAAAAUGGCAGGAGGAGGAGGAGUUAAUAGGAAAAUAUCAGCUGCAUCAGCAAGAGCUCACACUAGAAGAGCCAAGCAAAACACUUCCUUCAAGCUUCCUUCAGGGAUAUUCACGAAGAUACUAUUGGUCUUGUCUGUGGGGAUUUUGGCAUGGGCUUAUCAGGCCAUUCAGCCGCCUCUACCCAAGACAUGUGGCUCUCCAGAUGGUCCACCUGUCACAGCAUCAAGAAUAAAGCUGAGGGAUGGAAGACAUUUGGCCUACGAAGAGCAUGGUGUUCCCCGAGAUGCAGCGAAGUAUAAAAUUGUCUCUGUCCAUGGAUUUGAUUGUUGCAGGCAUGAUGCUGUUGUUGCCCAUAAUCUCUCACCGGAAAUUGUUGAAGUAUUGGGGGUCUACAUUUUGUCUUUUGACAGACCAGGUUAUGGAGAGAGUGACCCUAAUCCAAAACGAACAGUAAAGAGCAUGGCUUUGGAUAUAGAAGAGCUAGCUGAUCAAUUGGGACUAGGAUCCAAGUUUUAUGUAAUUGGAUUUUCGAUGGGGGGGCAGGUGAUUUGGAGCUGCCUCAAGUACAUCCCUCACAGGUUAGCAGGGGCAACUUUGGUAGCGCCAGUUGUUAACUACUGGUGGUCUGGUUUUCCUACAAACUUAUCUAAAGAAGCAUAUCAGCAACAGUUACCACAAGAGCGAUGGACACUUCGUGUGUCUCACUAUGCUCCCUGGCUUACCUACUGGUGGAACACUCAAAAAUGGUUCCCUAGUUCUAGUGUUAUUGGUCAAAGUGCUGAUAUUCUUUCUACUGAGGACAAAAAACUCUUGUCAAAGAUAAUCUCUACUAGGAAUCAUGUGGCACUAGUAAGACAGCAAGGUGAAUAUGAGUCCCUGCAUCGUGACCUGAUAAUUGGAUUUGGAACAUGGGAAUUCUCUCCCAUGGAUCUGGACAACCCAUUUCCUAAUAACGAGGGCUCUGUUCACCUGUGGCAUGGAGAUGAGGAUGUGCUUGUGCCUGUUACAUUGCAACGCUACAUUGCCCAACAACUCCCAUGGAUUCACUACCACGAACUACCCGGUGCUGGACAUAUGUUUCCACUUGCUGAUGGGAUGACGGAUACUAUGAUAAAGGCACUUUUGGUGGGAGAGAAGUAGUCUGCCUUUAUAGGUUUUGUUCCUUAUCCCAUUAUGACCCAUUAUAAGUUGUAACCAAUAUUGAUGCAUGUCACUUUUCAAUGGUUGACUUUACAGUUCUACAAGGGACUGGAAAGGAUGUAUUUACCUAGUUUGAACAGAGACAGAAAGAGGAUUGAAGGGGGGGGGGGGUUGUUUAAGAUACUGCAUUUUCUAAAAUAUCCUUUUCCUUACUAAUGUUUUAAGUUGUUGAAAUUUAGCAUAUCAUGAUAUCAAGUAUGCUUGCUAAAGGUAGCUGCAUGUGUUACGGUCUUGGAGUGAAGUCAGGAAUUUCACAUUGGUUGAGUACUAGAGUUGAUCUUGGGAUAUAAGGGUUCACACCGUCUUUUCUUUGUGAGGUGUUUUUUGUAGAAUAAAAUUAUGAGGUUAAAAGGGUCAGAGCGGACAAUACUUCAUAAGAGUGUGAAUCAUGACCUGGAGGUUGAGUCUCAACUCGUGAUAAGUGGUAUCAGAGCUAACUUUGAGGGUUCUAACGAUGUGUUACAGAGGACGGUGAGCCCUCGUUAGAGUAAGAGAAGAUGUCACGGUCUAGAGUUGAUCUUGGGAUAUAAGGGUUCAC
Durio zibethinus is the source of this 1897-nucleotide messenger RNA. Lineage: Eukaryota; Viridiplantae; Streptophyta; Magnoliopsida; Malvales; Malvaceae. The record is from RefSeq and is a predicted model, not a curated record.